This is a messenger RNA of Branchiostoma belcheri (Belcher's lancelet), 1641 nucleotides long. RefSeq names its product golgin subfamily A member 4-like. NCBI's taxonomy places the organism in Eukaryota, Metazoa, Chordata, Leptocardii, Amphioxiformes, Branchiostomatidae. Gene Ontology annotation, biological process: Golgi vesicle transport. Bases 82 to 1641 code for a protein of 519 amino acids. Gene Ontology annotation, cellular component: Golgi apparatus. The record is from RefSeq and is a predicted model, not a curated record. Gene Ontology annotation, molecular function: small GTPase binding. The transcript has 14 exons.
AUGCGUUGUAAACGCUACACGUAGCCGAUGGGUUGAUUUUUACACGUUUCGAUUCACAGUUUUCUUUAACAAACUACCGAAAUGUUCCGGAAAUUGAAAAACAAGAUAGAAGAGGAGGCGGGGAAAUCGCCGGUGAACAGGCUGCUGUCAGGCGCUUCGCCCUCCAAGGGAGAAUCGGACAGUCCAAGUCACGCUCCCCCCGUCAGCGUUAAUGCAUCGUCCCCAGCCACCCCCCUGGCCAGGAAACCGGCGAUCUGGUCAGCAGGGACCCCCCGCAGACUGGACCAGACUCCCACCAAGGUGAAAGCUGCAGAUGUGGACUCAGAUGCCGACCUCUCAACACAGUCAACUCCACAGGCAGAAAAGCCCCUGCCCAGAGCGGAGUCUCGUGAGUCCAUCAACUCGCUGGCGGGGAUGUUCCAGAGCCUCCCGUUUGGUCGUAAGAACCGCGACACGCCGUCGGACGCGGAGAGCGACCUUGACUCUGAGGCGUCCUUCAGCCUGCGCACCAUGAACAAGGAGGAGCUUUACAGACGCUUCAAGGAGAUGGAGAAGAUGAUGACUGCUUACAGGGGGAAGUACAACGAGAUGGCAUCUGCAUACAGAGAUCAAGAAAAGGAGAAGGAAAAGAUCAAGAACACUCUAACAGAAGCCCAGGACAAGUCUCUCCGCAGAAUUUCAGAAAUGAGAGAGGCAGCAGCCCUGGACCAGCAGGCCAAACGACACCUGGAGGAGGAGUUCCGCUUCAACUUGGAGGAGAAGGAUGAACUCAUCGGAGUUCUACAGACACAGGUGAGGCUGCUAAAGCAAGGAAACCUGGACAAUGCUGCUGAAGGGAGUGCCAAUGCCAAGGGAGAUGGGGACACUGUUGAUUCUUCAGAGCUGUCCAAGACGAACGUGAUCCUUAAGGAGAAGGUGCGACGUCUUGAGGAUCUGCUGAACAAAUGUAAGGACAUGAUCAAGAACAACAAGGAGCGCACAGCUCAGCUGACCAGCGAGAAGGAGAAACUGGCCACGGAGCUGGAGAGCAAGACUCAACUGGCCCAGCAGCUACAGGAGUGGAAGGACAAAGAGCAGGUGCGGCUGGACGGCCAGCUGCAGGAUGCUCGGCACCUGAUCGAGCAGCUGGAGUCCAGCACCAAAUCCAGCCGCGCUCUGACGUCACAACAUCAGGACUUACUGCAGAGUCUGGAAGGCAAAGAUAAAGAAAUCAAGCAGCUGAAGGCAGAACUACAAGCCCAGAAGAUAGUAUCUGCAGAGCUGGGGAAGUCUUCAGGAGGUGACAAGAGCAAAGACAAGGAGGUGUCAGAACUCAAGGCACGACUUAAGGAACUGGAACAGAACAACAAGACCAACGGGAACGUGGAGCAGUCUUCAGGAGGUCUGGAGUCUGCCUCAGCUGUGGAGGAGCAGCUGUUACAGAAGGACCAGGAGUGGCAGGCCAGGCUGUCAGCACGGGAACACCAGCUGCAGCAGCAACUGGAGGCGAAGGGUCAGUUGUUGGAACAGCAGAGGGCAGAGUGGGAGGGUAGGCUGGCAGAACUGGCCACCAAGAAGGACAAGCAGCUUCAAGACGUGCUUGGUUCCAAGGAGGCAGAGAUUGAAGAAGUAAGGAAAAGUCUCAAGGAAAUUUAUGUUUAA